Messenger RNA from Gymnodraco acuticeps, 2256 nucleotides. Its product is annotated as tissue alpha-L-fucosidase-like. Bases 291 to 1637 code for a protein of 448 amino acids. Gene Ontology annotation, cellular component: lysosome. The record is from RefSeq and is a predicted model, not a curated record. The transcript has 8 exons. Gene Ontology annotation, biological process: fucose metabolic process; glycoside catabolic process. Gene Ontology annotation, molecular function: alpha-L-fucosidase activity. NCBI's taxonomy places the organism in Eukaryota, Metazoa, Chordata, Actinopteri, Perciformes, Bathydraconidae.
UAAUACAUAUAAAUAAAUAAUACAUGCAUACUUGCAUCAUGCAAAGUUCAUGUGUUAAAUAAAGUUAUCAUAAAAAAAAAAUAGACUGUGUAAUCACGUGACACUCAUGUGAUUUCAGUCAUGUGACGGGACACAUCGCACUUGCAGGGUCACAACAAUAAUAGUGCAACUGCAGGAAGUGAAACUAUUUCGCAUUUUCUGCUUUUAAACAGUUUAAAAUUAGCUUCCCAGUAGCAUUAAUGUUCACUCACAUUCAGGGGAGUGAACUCUAACUCUAACACUUUAAAACCAUGCUCGCUCUGUGGUUCCUCCUCGGUGUUCUGGUGCCUCACACGGCGGCUCGGUACACCGCGGACUGGGCCAGCCUGGACGCCCGGCCGCUGCCUCCAUGGUACGACCAGGCGAAGGUGGGGAUAUUUGUCCACUGGGGGGUGUUUUCUGUGCCCGGGUUCGGCAGUGAGUGGUUCUGGUGGUACUGGCAGGGCCAACAACCUCCGGACCAGAAGUGUGUGAGCUACAUGUCCAAAAACUACCCACCUGGAUUCAGCUACCCGGAGUUUGCCCCCCAGUUUCACGCUCAGUUCUUCAACCCGGGGGACUGGGCGGACAUAUUCAAGGCGUCUGGUGCAAAAUAUGUCGUCCUGACUGCCAAACACCAUGAAGGAUUUACAAACUGGGGGUCUCCAAACUCCUGGAACUGGAACUCAGUGGAUACGGGUCCUCACAGGGACCUGGUGGGGGACCUGGGGGAGGCGGUGCGCAACAGGUCACUGCACUAUGGACUCUACAACUCCCUUUAUGAGUGGUUCAACCCUCUCUACCUGACAGACAAGAAGAAUGGAUUCAAAACACAGGAGUUUGUGAUGCAUAAACUUCUACCUGAGCUUUAUAACAUGGUUGUAAGGUACAGACCUGAUCUGAUCUGGUCCGAUGGAGACUGGGACGCUCCUGACACCUACUGGAACUCCACCGAAUUCCUGGCCUGGCUCUACAAUGACAGCCCAGUCAAAGAUACCAUCGUGACGAAUGACCGCUGGGGCGCUGGCUGUGCCUGUAAACAUGGCGGCUACUACAACUGUGAAGACAAAUACACUCCGGGCCAGCUGCCCAAGCACAAAUGGGAGAAAUGCACAUCUGUGGACACGCUCUCCUGGGGCUACCGCCGAAACAUGAAGAUGAGCGAACUGAUGGACUUACCCUCCAUUAUAGAGGAUCUGGUUCGCACUGUGGCUCUGGGAGGGAACUACCUCCUGAAUGUGGGUCCCACACCUGAUGGGAUGAUCCCCGCAGUGUUUGAGGAGCGGCUCAGGGGGGUCGGAGCCUGGCUGCAGAUCAAUGGAGAGGCUGUCUACGCCUCCAAACCCUGGAGGGUCCAGACCGAGAACACCACUGUACCAGUCUGGUAUACUUCUAAAGGAACCUCUGUGUAUGCCAUCAUGAUCACCAAACCCCCCAAGCUCACACUGCUACUACUGGGACCCAAAACAUCUGCCGUCACUAAGGUGACUUUGUUGGGAAAUUCGAAACCUCUCCCCUGGUCUCCGGUCAGCCCGGGUGGGGGUCUCACUGUCCUUCUGCCUGAGCUGCCCUAUGCCCCCGGGCAGGCCUGGACUCUCAAACUGGACGGCAUCCUGUAAGCCUUGAACCUUUAAAAUGCUGAAUAUCAUGAUUUUUAAUAUCUCAGGUUUUAAUUAUCUUUCUGGGAUAUGGGUGAAUGUAUGCACUAUGGUUAAAGGGACGGCGCUUGUUUAAUGGGUUAGUAUUUGUGCCAAAAAUGAAAGAAUGAAACACUCCUCUUCAAUGAUUCCUUUUAUAGCUCUGAGGACUUUUAAAAAAUGUUUUUUUGAUUUCGAUAUACUUUAUUAAUCCCCGUGGGGAAAUGGUUUCUCUGCAUUUGACCCAUCCUGUGUUAGGAGCAGUGGGCUGCUAUUUUUGAACGGCGCCCGGGGAGCUGUGUAGGGAACGGUGCCUUGCUCAGGGACACCUCGGUAGCACUUGGUCUUGCCGGGACUUGAACUGGUGACCAGAUUGAAUGUGUCACUGCCUCUUAAUUGUACUCUUUUAGAUACAAAUGUUGAAUGAAAAGUGGUAUCUUCUGUUCGGCUUGUGAAGCUCUCCUGGCAGCUCCCCCAGCUGUCCAAUUGCUGUUUCAGAAAUAAUGAAUUAGGAGGGUUUGUUGGAAAAUAAACCGUUUACAUACAAUGCACAUACUCUAAAAACAACUGAAUAAAAAGAUGAUUUGUUUUUUCUGAUGAA